Molecule: messenger RNA, 1666 nt
Organism: Vitis riparia (riverbank grape)
Lineage: Eukaryota; Viridiplantae; Streptophyta; Magnoliopsida; Vitales; Vitaceae
Product: peroxisomal nicotinamide adenine dinucleotide carrier-like
Exons: 12
Coding region: 266-1333 (355 amino acids)
Biological process (GO): transmembrane transport; nucleotide transport
Source: RefSeq, a predicted model, not a curated record
ACCACAUGCCCAACCUAAGGACUGAAGAGUGAAGAGUCCAUGCCGAAGCUUCUUUCAAAAGUGUUCAAUUGAGGUUCUCCAGGAAGCAUCGCUGGUCACGAGAUUGGAAAUCAACAUAUAUCAUUGCGUCAAUUGUUUUUCAAAUGUCACAACUCAGUCAAUUCGUGUCUAGGAAUCCGCAAUCGUGAAAAAGAAAACGGAAAUUGAGAAGUUUACGGAUUUUACAGGAGGAAAACCGAAGGUAGGGGCUAGAGCAGGGGAAGGCAUGUCUAACGCUGUGGCGAAUGGUCUGGCGGGAGCUGGAGCUGGUAUAAUUGCUCAGAUUAUCACUUAUCCCCUCCAAACGGUGAAUACCCGUCAACAAACGGAGAGAGUCGCCAAGAAAGUGGCCCCAUCCCGCCCCGCAUCUAGCACGCUUCUUCAGAUUCUACAGGUCAUAAGAAGUGAAGGUUGGGGAGGACUAUACAGCGGCCUUAAGCCUUCCUUGUUUGGAACUGCUGCUUCACAGGGUAUUUAUUACUAUUUUUAUCAGGUUUUCAAAAACAAGGCUGAGGCCAUUGCAACUGCCAAUAGAGUCAAAGGACGUGGGGAUGGUACUGUUGGCAUCUUUGCUUGGAUUAUUGUGGCAGCUUUUGCUGGGUCCUUGAAUGUAUUGCUGACAAACCCUAUAUGGGUACUUGUGACCCGUAUGCAGACGCAUACUCAAGCAGAAAGAAAAAUUAUGGAGGCAAAGAAGGAAGCUCUAUUGAAGGAAGCUAGUGAAAGAAAUUUGAUAGGAUCUCCUAAUUUUCAAGAUGGACUUGCUAAACUUAAUGCAAUGAAACCUCUUCCUUAUGGGACACUGCAUGCGGCACAUGAAGUUUAUAAAGAAGCAGGAAUUACCGGAUUCUGGAAAGGCAUCAUCCCAACACUUAUUAUGGUGUGCAAUCCAUCCAUCCAGUUUAUGAUUUAUGAGACCUCAUUAAAGCAUCUAAGGGCAAAAUGUGCUGAGAACAAGCAGGGAUUAAAAACCGUAACUGCUUUGGAGGUUUUCUUAUUAGGGGCCUUGGCAAAACUGGGAGCAACUGUUGCAACGUACCCUUUAUUGGUUGUCAAGUCAAGGCUUCAAGCAAAGCAGGAGAUUGGUGGGAACAUCUCAUUAAGAUACUCAGGUACAUUUGAUGCAAUAGUUAAGAUGAUCCGUUAUGAAGGAUUACCAGGAUUUUACAAGGGAAUGAGCACAAAGAUAGUACAGAGUGUUUUUGCAGCUUCUGUACUUUUCAUGGUCAAGGAGGAACUAGUAAAGGCCUACUUGGUGCUAGCAGAUAAGAACCGGAAAGUUCUACAGAAAUGAUUCUCUUGCGCAUUUUAACAUUCCAGACAAGGAAGCUGUCUUGCAGCUUCUGUACAUUUCAUGGUCAAGGAGGAACUAGUAAAGGCCUACUUGGUGCUAGUAGAUAAGAGUUGGAAAGUUCUACAAGAAAUGAUUUCUCUAGCACAAAAAUGGAAGUUGUCUGAUUAUUUGCCGAUUUCUUGCAUUAAGUUUUAUCCUCCCAUAGUUUUAUCAAAUUUAUUUUGUUUGAUGAUGUUAGACAUUGUUUUGUUUUCUUGAGAAGAGUUAGGCCACGUGUGCAUUAUACAUUAUACAUUCUAAGGCAUAAUAGUUGGACGAGCUUUUAAUUGUGAG